AUGCCCGGAGUUGCCGCAACUCACAGUCUACUAACCGUCGUGACCAAGGGCGACAACUGCGAGGGAUACCCUCUCAAGUUCUGUGGAGUCGCCAGCCGCGGAAAACUCUCUGGCAAGCCUCACCCCUUUGCCGACACCUCUCCCAGGCCUGUCAAGAAGAGACGCGUUCGGGCUCAGUCAACCACCGGGAGCACAGAGGCUGUUGCACCAACCUCGACUCCCAGGGAUGUUAGGCCAUCCCCACCGGAGACAACCACAGUCACAGCCGUCUCCCCUCCUACCGGACCUACCCUCGCCAUUUCCCCUGUAGGAGCUGUCGUGGAUCCCAACCCCCUGGACCAGGAUGCGACGAUAACGAUGCCCGGAGGGGCUAUGCUCCCCGGAUCUCCCGAAUUUGAUUGGUCUAGUCGCGAGGCCUUCAUGGAGAUGGCUUCAAUUCUGAGAGAGAGCGCCUUGGAGGACCAGAUUACCGGUGUCAGCCCAGCGACGAGCACACUCUCCCGCGACGAUGAGCUCUUGCUUCCGUUAGAUGCUAUCUGCGGUACUACAGAGGCAGAGGGUCAGCGCAUUCUGGUUGGAAUGAACAAGUUUUCCUUGUCCAGCAGUGGGAACGUACAGGAGGAUGCAGUCGCUGCUUCACUAGCUGCUUCCUUUUCUAGGAUUCCCUGGGCUUCUAGGAUAGCAGCCGUCAAGUUUGAUGCCCUGCCGAGUUUAUCUUCACCGUUGGACAAGACGCCUUUCCCUACAAAUCUGGACCAAGAUCGGGUGCAGUUUCUACUACAGUACUUUGACGAAACCGUCUGCCCAAAACUCGUCAUCGAUGGAGCAGCAGCCUGGUCUAAUCCCUUCCAGCAAUACCUCCUCCCAAUGUCCCUCCAAUUCUCAGGCGUACUUUACGCGGUUCUGGGUCUCUCACUAGGCCAUCUAUCCAUCAAUCACUGCGAUAAUCCCUUCAACGAGCAGGAAUCACUGCAGUACCGCUUCAGAGCGAUCAGGCAGGUGAUUGACUGGCUGGAAGGGUUGCAAGGCACGUCUACUGAUCCUUGCCUUGUAGAAGCCGGACUUGCCAUAAUACUGAUCUUGUUGAUACACGACGUCUGUGAAACGGGUGUUUCGGCAGGGGGCAUUCAUUUGAAUGGGGUGACGAGUAUCUGUCAACGACACUCGAAACUUCUUGAGAGGUCGAUCCGUGAUAGGCCGUGUAUGAAGUUUCUGUUUGGCGCUUUAUCAUGGAGAUACGAAGAGUUACUCACCGACGGGGUCCAGGAACACGUCUUCCAAGAAAUGGAUGAUAGACUUUUUGAGUGCUUCUCAGGAUGUCCAUUGGAACUCUUUUUAGCAUUCUCCCGCCUACUGAAGCUCUCCAAAGAUGAACUGAUGACAACUUCCGGCACAUCGCCUGACAAGGCUGACAUGGAAUCCAUCCGAUCUAUUCAGCAAUAUCUCGCCACGUGGAAGAGAGAUACAAACAGCGAUGCAGCCCCUGAAGAUGGCUCAGAUCAUCUUGCCAACGCCUUCCGACAUAGCUUCCUCCUCCACUCUCUCAGAUUCUCAGACAAGGAUAUGACAGCUGACAACUCCGAGAUUCAAAGACACAUUCAAGAGAUCCUCAACGCGGUGUCCAAAGUUCCGACCGGUUUCAAAGGCUCAUCAAGACUACUCUGGCCAUUGUUCAUGGCGGGUACUGAGAGCUUGAUGGCGUAUCAGCAAGAUUACGUGCUUCUUCGGGUCAAGGCCAUCUUGAACGAUACAGGGUUUCGAAAUCUGGCAUCUACGACUAUCCUGGAGCAUAUCUGGAAGGAGCGUAGGAAAGGGGCUGAAAGUGGCAGCGACACGAGACUAUGGACGGACUAUCUAUCAAAGAAAGACAUUAUGGAAACUCACGAUUAUCUGAUCUUUUAA
Messenger RNA from Fusarium vanettenii 77-13-4, 1902 nucleotides. RefSeq lists its product as uncharacterized. Gene Ontology annotation, molecular function: DNA-binding transcription factor activity; transcription cis-regulatory region binding. The transcript is spliced from 6 exons. Lineage: Eukaryota; Fungi; Ascomycota; Sordariomycetes; Hypocreales; Nectriaceae. Bases 1 to 1902 code for a protein of 633 amino acids. The record is from RefSeq and is a predicted model, not a curated record. Gene Ontology annotation, cellular component: nucleus. Gene Ontology annotation, biological process: positive regulation of transcription by RNA polymerase II.